AUGUCCGUAUUACCGAAGGAUGAGUGCCCUCGACAGCUCAUGUAUCUCCCCUGCGAGCUCCGGGCCAUGAUCUGGAACCGGGUCGAGCAGGAGGACAUCCAGGAGGUCUGCAUCCUCCUCGCGGACCACGACCAGCGCCGGGUCCUCGCCCCGCUGACCGUCGACACCGCCUUCCCGGUGCUCAUGCACGUGUGCCGCGAGUCCCGCGCCUCCGCGGCCGCCCGCACCCGGUUCCGCUUCUCGCCCGCCGCGCGCAUCCGCACCCCCUUCCGCCGCUUCCGCCCGGAGCUCGACAUCCUCUGCGUCCCGGGCAUGGACGCCCUGCUCUACGGCCGGGCAGCACCGCCGCCCGGGCAGAGCCUCCACCAGGAAGCAGAGGACGAGGGAGGGGAGGACUCCCCGCCGCUGCCCCUCGUCCGCCACCUGGCCCUCGGCUUCUGGACCCAGCCCAUGGCCGCGUUCGUCCUGGUGACGUUCCCGCGCCUGCGGUCGCUGUCGCUGGUGCUGCGGCGGCCCGACGGCCAGCCGAUGCGCGCGGGCACCGGGCUCGGGAUCCCCGUGCGGCGGUGCCAGCUCCGGCGCGUCGAGGUCGGCCGGGCUGGGAGCGGUGGCGGUGGCGGCCCGGGCAUCCUGUCCGACUGCGCGCGGGUCGACCGCGGCGCCAAGGGCGUCGCGGCCAUCCUGCAGCGGCUGCGCUGCGACCUGUUCCGGGGCGGCGGGGUGCCGCGGUCGGCGGACGGGCGCCCGCUCGGCUGUGACGACGGGAGUGGCUACGUUCCCCUGGAUCUGAGUGCGCGGUACUUCGCUACGUGGCAGUACGGGCCCUCCGAGGGGACCUUCCGUGACCGGGUUGAGUUUCCCGACGGCUUUGAGCGCUGCUGCGCUGAUUCUCACGUGCACAGUCCCGAGAAGUACGACCCUGAGCAAGUCCGUGUGAAUGAUGUAUUGCAAUAG
Messenger RNA from Neoarthrinium moseri, 954 nucleotides. RefSeq lists its product as uncharacterized. Bases 1 to 954 code for a protein of 317 amino acids. The transcript has a single exon. Lineage: Eukaryota; Fungi; Ascomycota; Sordariomycetes; Amphisphaeriales; Apiosporaceae. The record is from RefSeq and is a predicted model, not a curated record.